Blumeria graminis f. sp. triticale is the source of this 303-nucleotide messenger RNA. NCBI's taxonomy places the organism in Eukaryota, Fungi, Ascomycota, Leotiomycetes, Helotiales, Erysiphaceae. The record is from the annotation of a GenBank genome assembly.
AUGUCAUCACCUGAAUUGACUGACGGUAUGUCGCAUAUCGAUGGUAUAUCCGAUCAAACUCGAGCUCGAGAGCUAUACAAGUACUACCAGCCUGCAGCCCAGCCAGUACCCGACGAAUAUUCCACUAGACAACCGAAUUCUGAUGCCCCGCCAAGCCACGAAGAAUUUGAACAAGACCAUGAUCUAAAAAUAGACUCCGACGUCUCUUCAUCCAAGAUAUCAUCUCCCGAUACAGCCUUGACGGUUUUUUGCCAGUUAACAGCAUGGCGCACAGGCUGCCAACGAGCGAUGAUUAGGUUUUAA